ACCUCGUAUGUAGUUCGUUACUGUGCAACAGGGUUCAGUUGUGGUCACAGCCUUUGCAACGCAUGCUUUUGCUGUCAUGGUCUCCGCAAGUUGGCCUGGAGUUUCAUUGUCGAGAAAUGCCAAUGUGUCAAGCUGUCGUGAACAGCUACCGGCGGGUGAAGCCACCGACAGCGGCUGCACACGUGCUCAUUCUCUCUGGGGCACCAAGUGAUAACACAGAUAGUAUACUUGAAGGACUACGCAGCCGUCUCUUUGGCCCACUAGAGGACUACUUCGACCUGGUAGUAUCAAGCUCAACAGGUUAAAGUGAUUAAAGGAGAUCCAAACCACGAUGGCAAAGAUUGGAU
This is a messenger RNA of Colletotrichum godetiae, 347 nucleotides long. RefSeq lists its product as uncharacterized. NCBI's taxonomy places the organism in Eukaryota, Fungi, Ascomycota, Sordariomycetes, Glomerellales, Glomerellaceae. The transcript has a single exon. The record is from RefSeq and is a predicted model, not a curated record. The coding region runs from base 63 to 305 and encodes 80 amino acids.